Molecule: messenger RNA, 4242 nt
Organism: Penicillium cataractarum
Lineage: Eukaryota; Fungi; Ascomycota; Eurotiomycetes; Eurotiales; Aspergillaceae
Product: Arf family guanine nucleotide exchange factor SYT1
Exons: 2
Coding region: 1-4242 (1413 amino acids)
Biological process (GO): regulation of ARF protein signal transduction
Molecular function (GO): guanyl-nucleotide exchange factor activity
Source: RefSeq, a predicted model, not a curated record
AUGCAUUGGAAAGGCCUGCGACUCGUUGCCGAUGGGAGCUCCAAGCGCCAAAGUACCAUUGAAUCCCAACCCCAGGCUCGUCGCAGCGAACACCUUCCACGUCCCUUGGCCCCCAUCAACGAACCUAGAUACUCCGAAUCGACCCCUCGUUUCUCGGACCUGGUUGAUUCACGGGAUAUUAAUGCGGACGGCGAUGGGACGGCGCCACGAUUGCAAGUCCCCGGUGAGAGGGGGCCAGAAGCUGGGGUCGCGCGGGCGGAUUUCGCUGCAGGCCCCUCGACAGGGGAUACCCCUAGCUUGAGGAGGAAUCGAUUCAGCUUCAUGAGACUGCGUCACGCCUCGGAUCCACAGCUUUCCAAGUCUUAUGCAAAGGCAGAGGAUGCUCCCCCGGUGCCUUCGCUCCCGCCUCCCAAGAUCAUCACCACCGCCCCGACUAGCCACGAACUCGACCAGCCUGUUAAACAGCGGCAUAAGCUCAGACUUCGUCCGUCCUCUCGCAAGCACUCUAUGGAUGAACUAUCCCGAAGUUCAGGAGACUAUUCGCGCAAAUCGGAACGAAAGCAUCAGGGAUCGACCGACUCCCAUAUCGCUGACUCGAGUCUCUCGACCUAUCAGACAUCAGCCCCGGAGGAGCCAGGGAGACUCUCUACCACGUCCAUACGAAGCGGAGGUCGAGAUCAGACGUUCAACGACUCCCAGCAAUCGUCAGUGUCAGCCACGGAUACGCGCUUCUCAGAAUCCUCCCGGUCAGAUCAGAGCUAUGGAGACCAGACCUUCCGAACAAACUCCCCUCGCGAUGGCCAAGGCUCGGCCAACAAGCGAUUCCGCAUGCCCCGAUUGAAGCGACACCGUAGCCCCUUGUUCCCACUACCUCCGAAGCUCCCACCAACAUCCAACAAUUUCCCCCCGGCCGAAACAGCGAAAUCCGAUACCUCAGAUCAUGAUCAGAUUUCACCACUCCCGUCUCCACAACGGUCAUCGGUUGGCCUGGCUGGUCCCAGCGCACCACCACUUCUCCGGAAUAACUCGACAAACUCGGCUCGGUCCAUUCGAUCAAAUCCCUCCCACAAGGGCCGCGGCAGGUCCUCCACAAUGGGUUCGCUUGCUGAGAACAACGUGGAUGAAACAUCGCCAGUUCCGUAUUUGGCAUCGUCUGGACGGACAUCCACUUCCACCAGUGGCCGAAAGAGCUUCGGCGACAUCUUCAGCAUCUCUCAGCGAUUGAGACAGAACUCCGAGCCGCCGAUUCCUCGCAACGGCUCCCCCGGAAUUGGUGGAGCAGCGACCCCUAUCAAGGCGGAUCUUCCGCCAAUCCCUGCCCGCGAAGAAGGAGAGACGCCAGCCGCAUACCUGACCAAGCUGGAGGAGAGUCUACCGCGCGGCAUGAUUGGAGGUAUUCUGGCUCAGUCGGACGACGAAUUCUACAAGGUUGGACUGCGAAAGUACAUGCGGUCAUUCUCGUACUUUGGCGAUCCAAUCGACAUGGCUAUUCGGAAGCUUUUGAUGGAGGUGGAAUUGCCCAAGGAAACUCAGCAGAUUGAUCGAUUCCUGCAAGCGUUUGCGGACCGCUAUCACGAAUGCAACCCCGGGAUCUUUGCUUCAACCGAUCAAGCUUACUUCAUCGCAUUCUCCAUUCUCAUUUUGCACACCGACGUUUUCAACAAGAACAACAAGCGUAAGAUGCAGAAACCUGAUUAUGUCAAGAAUUGCCGAGGAGAGGGUAUUGCAGAGGAUAUCCUCGAAUGCUUCUACGAGAAUAUCUCAUACACCCCCUUUAUCCACGUUGAGGAUGCAAACCUUCGCGAUCGUCAUCUUGCGAAACCCCGGCGAGCAUUGUUCAAAAGCACCAGUUCUGACCAUUUGCCACUGAUGGCGAGGGAACCUGUAGAUCCAUACACACUCAUCAUGGAUAACAAGCUCGGAACCCUGAAACCCAGUCUGAAGGAUGUGAUGGAUCUCGAAGACACUUACAACCAUGUCGGAACCAGCGGUACGCCUGAUAUGGACGAUCUUCACCAAGCUUUUACCAAGUCUGGCAUCUUGCAGAUCAUUUCUCUCCGCUCGAGGCCCGAUGCGUUCAUGCAGGCAAGCCUUGAUAAUCCAGCUGACUCACACCCGGGUCUGGUGGAUAUCAAGGUGGCCAAGGUUGGGUUGCUCUGGCGGAAGGAUCCUAAGAAGAAGCGAGCACGAUCGCCCUGGGCCGAAUGGGGCGCGGUUUUGACAUUCUCCCAACUUUACUUCUUCCGAAACGUGACUUGGGUGCGGACGUUGAUGGCUCAACACGAUGCGUACGUGAGGAAUGGUCGCAAAGGCACUCUUGUUUUCCGGCCUCCUCUGGCUGAAUUCAAACCGGAUGGUAUCAUGUCUACGAACGAUGCCGUAGCCCUGCUCGACGACAGCUACAAGAAGCACAAGCACGCUUUCUCGUUCGUUCGGCCCAAUGCCUUGGAAGAAGUCUUCUUAGCAACCUCCGAGCCUGAGAUGAAUGACUGGAUUGCCAAGCUCAAUUACGCAGCCGCCUUCCGUACCACGGGUGUUCGUACUAAGGGUAUGAUCGCUACAAAUUACGAGGGCCAACGGUACCGCAGGAGCCAGCGUGUAGGAUCUGUCUCGUCGCUCGGCUCAAACCGGUCAGGGGAUAGAGAACCCGAAUCGCCUAGCAUUGACAAUGAUAUCGUGGCCGAGUUUGUCGCAGCUCGUCGACAACUGAUGAGCCAAAAGAUCCGUGACACCAACGAGAAGCUGUUCGUUACUCAGAAACAGCUGGAAGAUCUUUUGCGAAACGCUCGGCAUCUGCAAGUAUUGACCCCCGUCACUCCCCGCGCUCGUGAGAAUGUCAUCAUGGCAGCAGCCCGUAUGGCUGCAAAGCUCAAGUGGGUUCGGCAGGACAUCUGGCGCAACAAGUGCUACCGUGAAGUUCUUCUUCGGGAUCUCGGGGAGGAGGAGACCGCGACGGAUGAGCGGACAGGGUCUGUGGCCGGACCAACGGUAUCAACCGUGACUGAACCUGCCCGGGUGGCUUCCGUUUCUGGGCCAUCUAUCGCCUCUGAACCCAGCAUUCGCGGUGCACCCAGCAUUGGGCACGCGACAUCGAGCCACGAUAUCCCUGAAGAACCUGCCGUGUCGACCCCCGUCGAGAAACCUUGCAUUGAUACCGGUUUUCUGAGUGAGCCCUCGGACGAGGAGAUGCGACGACCCAGUAUUCAAACUUCCACCACCUCAUCCGACGUUGGUCGAGUUGGGCGGCCCCUCUCCAUUGCCAUCGUGUCCGAAGGCCGGUCUGACAGUGCCUCGCACCUCGAACGGGAAGCCUCGGUACUCAGCCGUGGGAGCAAGUUCGAUGGUGCCAGUCUCGGAUCUCGGGCCUCCAAAAUUACUUCCCCCGUUAGCUACGAUGAUAGUGAAGAGCGUCUGCUAAGAGAGACUGGUCUACUUGACCUCGGUGGCUCGCCCCCGCCACGCAAGCCUUCAGCUACCGUACCGGAAGAUGAAUCGGAGAGCAAGCCCGAGGAGUCUUCCGAAGUCUCUCAGAGUGACAACAACAGGCCCAGCCGUGUCCGCCGCAGCCUUCACCGAACUCUUCGCGAGCCACACCAUGUUCACCGACAUCACUCGCGCCAUAAGAAGAAUCGGGAUUCCGUAUCGAGCCUGAAUGGUCCCGAGGACGAUGGAAGUGAGAGCAGUGGACUUGCCCGCAAGACACCCAGCUUCACCGUGCAUGGCAAGAAAGCUUCCAUCAUUACCUUUGGCUCAGAGUGGCAGAACAUGCCUCCAGAAGAGCGUCUUAAACUGCGCAAGCCUACUCCUCAUGAAGAGCCACGCGCUUCGGAUCCCGUCAUUGCCGGCAGUGGGGAAUCGGUGACUUCGGAUAAUCUGCCGGCUGACCAUCGUCACUCAUACAUGAGUGUCAGCACGACUACGGGACUCAGCCUGCGCAGCGAUGAUGAAACGAUCGAUUUCUUUAAGGAUGCCCAGGAGACGUUUACCCCAGACUCUCCUAAGCGUCCGGUAUCGCAGGCCCCCGGCCAAGAGCUGGAACAACCCCUCGCACCCGACCAACCUGCACCAGAGCUGGAGAACAAACUCCCAUCAACCUCUGGCACUGGGACCGGGUCUGUCAUCUAUGGCAACCACCUGACUGCACCUGGAGAAACCACAUCACCGUCGUCUACCUCCCUCAAUGAACGAGUGGUCGAUACCCCGUCCUCUGAGAAUCUCCGACAACAAGCUGUCGGUGCAUGA